CACCGGGAUCGCCUCAACGCCGAGCUGGACCACCUAGCCAGCCUGCUGCCACUGCCACCCGACAUCAUCUCUAAGCUGGACAAGCUUUCGGUCCUGCGCCUCAGCGUCAGUUACCUCCGGGUGAAGAGCUUCUUCCAAGUGCCCCAGGCCAAGCCUUACGCUGCAUGUGGCCUAGCUGAGCUCCUGAGGAAGAAACGUGGUUGUCACCACUCUGCUUCAGACCUGGGACUGCUGCCAUCACCCCUCAGUUACGUCUGAGCUUCUUACAAAAUCCUGAAUUUGUUACACGUCUUUGGGAGCAGGCACCCUCCUGGGAGGAGCUGAGACACCCUAGGCCAGUGCUUGGACAUUGUGGCCCCACCUGCUCCCCAGAAAACGUACAUCUUUGACCUGCUGGUGGGCACGUGGUACUUCUCACUUUCACUCCAACCUCCUUUGGAUUUCUUGAGUGUAGAGAGACUCCAGCCCCACUAGCCCCUGGAGGCACGUGGCAGGCCCUCACAGGGCCAUCAUGAAGCCCCUCUCACUGGGCAUCAGGCGAGGAGAGAGCCCCCACCCAUCUCCUGGUGCAGGUGGGGGUGUGGGAUGAACAGCACAGCCCUCCAAGGAGGCCCGUCUCCCAGCUUCAAACAUCUCUCACCUCUGACAUCUUUGCAGCCUUGCCGAGGUCACCUGGGAUCUCACUUUGGAACCCAGGCCUUGCUCAGAGUCACCCCCUCUGGAGGCCUCCUCCAGCCACACUGGGACCCUCAGUGCUCGCCUGUGUCCCCAGGCGGGGGCUGGAGAAAUGAAUGACCGUGGGCAAGCGAGUGACCCGGCCAUAGGAAAGUCCACAAGCUGAUGCAGUAUAAUCCUGGGGUGGACUCUUCUGUUUUCUAAGUACGGCUCUGCGUGAAAUGAGCACGUUUAUUCACACUCCUGAAGUUUCUUCUCGCCUAACUGAACUUGGGGCUUUGACUGGCAGUUUGAAUCCCUCCUCUCCCGCAGCCUAGCUGUGGGGUUUGGAAGGACGGGCACCCCUGCCCGUACCGCCUGCUGGCGCCCCCUCCCCAACCCGCCUCCCGCCGUGGUUAGGUAAGAGCGCCUCUGGCUCCUGCUGUUUUCUUCCCAAGUGCUUCCUGCCACCUUCCCCGUGCUGGGUAGGCGGACCCCUGGAUGCGAGAGCACAGAACUCGGCGAGCAAGUCCGUUCCUGGCGGCCCAGGUGCAGAAAACCUGUCCAGAAGGAGACUGAGAGUCAGCAGUGUCCUCUGCAGACAGCACUUUCUUCCAGCCUGUAUGAUUCAUGUUCAUCUUCCAAAGGCAAAACAAGGAGUUUAUCGUUUAGUUCUUGAAAAGUGAAGGGAGGAGAGUUUGAAUGUCUGAAAACUUAAGUGGUCCAUUAAUUUGAGGCCAGGAUUGCAGCGGGGUCUGAAGGCACAGUGCGGCGGGGAGCUCCACGCCCUCCGUCUGGCCCCGUCCCGGACACCAGGCCUGGUCACCGGUCUCCCCCGGCAGGUGCAUUGCACUGCAUGGGAGCCCCCCGCACGCCCGCGCAUCACGGAGAAGAGCGGGUGUCAGGAGAGGUGAGCCGGGGCUCUUCAGGGUUCCUGUCAACUCCUGGACUCACGUGGCCUCUGGGCCCCAAGACUUGUCGCCAGGGUCACCCAGAGUGGGGCCUGGCGGUGGGAGCAGUGGUGAGUGGAGCCGGUUAACAGCCCAGCCUGUGAAGGCGGUCGUUCCCCCACGUCCUGGACCUCUGACUCACAGGAGGGCGUGCCGGGCCCCGCAGGUGGUGACAGGGGAGCCCGCCGGAAGGUCCUGCGCGCCCAGCCCCCGGGCCUGGUCUCAGCCGUACGAGGGGGACGGCCGCCAGGGACUUGCCCCGCCGGUUACUCAGCUCGGCUGCUGUGACAAAUACACAGACCUUUACUUCUCACAGUCCUGGAGGCUGGAGGUCCGAGGUCAGGUGCCCCAUGGUCGGGCUCUGGUGAGGACCGCUUCUGGGUUGUCCCCACGUGGCGGAAGGGGUGAGGGAGCUCCCUGGGGUCUCUUAUGAGGACACUAAUCCCAUUCGUGGGGCUCCACCCUUGCGACCCAAAGGCCCCUCCUAACACCAUCACCCUGGGGGGCCAGGAAUCUGGGGACACAGGCAUCCAUCCACAGGCCUCGUGGAGGUUGGCGCUGAGUUGGCGGCAACAAGAUGUGGACGCAGAACAUCAGGACAUUUACGGGGCACCCGCUGCCCCACGCCGCUCAGAGCUCCUCAGGUAUGCGAGAAAUCAAGGAAGUGAGAGGAAGGCUGGUUCCGGUUGAUUCUACAGCCAGUUGGUGGACAGCCUGGACCGGGCAGUGAGAACCUCAAGUGCGGCUGAGCUCGGGCCUGAGUGGGGGAGGGAGCCAGGGCUCCAGGCGGAGCAGCGGGUCCAGGCUGGUCUCAGGGUCCAGGCUGGGCUGCGCGAGCCCCUGGGAGCCCGUUCAUCUCCGGGAGGGGCGGCCCUGGCUGGGCCUCCCCUUCUGCCUCGAGACCCUGAGCUCUGUCUACAGACCAGAGGCGGCCCGGGCUCUGCGCUGCGGGAGGACGGCUUCCGUGGGACCAGGGCUCUUGGCCGCUCCCACCUGCCACUGCCCCUCAGGCUAGGCUGGGCAGGAGGAGGGCCAGCUGCCCACAGGGUGGGGCUGAGGGGACGCGGGUGCCACCGGGGGUCCCGUCUCACGUGGCUUGGCCCCCUUUCUGGGGACAGCGGCUCACCAGGGGCACGAGGCCCUUCGACGUGACAGGCCUUUCCGCCCCUGGCUGGACCGCAGGGGACGCCUCGAGCGCCGGGCCUUGGGGCACUGCUCCCCACAACCCCGUCCCCAAACGUCCCUUCUCGCGGGGCCUAGGGGGCCACAGCGACUCCUUCUCUGCACACUUUCACCAACUCCCCGUGGACCCCCGCCCCACACACCUGCUCCCUGCCAGCUUUUCUCCCCGGCCUGUUGCCAGGAGCGACCAGGAGCAGGCGGGGGCGGGGCGAGCCGUGGCGGCGGGCUUGCCCCUUGUCACGAGGGAGACCGGGCGGAGAGGGCGCCGGCGAUGGGGCCGGGGUCCGCCUGCAGCGGCCCCUGCCCAGAGCCCUGCCUCCCCUCCAGGGCCCCGCUCAGCGGGAGCUGGGCUCCCUCCGGGUCAGACCCUCGGGUGAGACGUGUGGUAGCAGGGAGAGGAGAGGAAGCGGCACCCUGCAGAGAGACGCUGGGACGAAGUACCGGACCCAGCCCUGCAGCAGCCGGCGGCCGGUGCCCCCUCACCAGGAGACAGGGACCCGCGUGGAGGGUCUGCCGUGCUGGAGGGAAGGCUGCUGCUGGAGUCCCUCCACGGCUUUGCUCUGGUGGUAAGCGCGGAAGGGAUGAUAUUCUACGCGUCAGCAACGAUUGUGGACUAUCUGGGCUUCCACCAGACGGACGUGAUGCACCAAAAUAUUUACGACUACAUCCACGUGGACGACCGCCAGGACUUCUGCCGGCAGCUGCACUGGGCCAUGGACCCUCCCCAGGCUGGGUGUGGGCAGAACCUGCUCUCAGAGACAGGAGAGGACGCCGUCCUGGGGAGGCUGCUCCGGGCCCAGGAGGGGGCCGCGGGCUGGCCCACCGAGUACUCGGCCUUCCUGACGCGAUGCUUCAUUUGCCGCGUGCGCUGCUUGCUGGACAGCACCUCAGGCUUCCUGACGAUGCAGUUUCAAGGGAAACUAAAAUUCCUGUUCGGGCAGAAGAGGAGGGCCCCGUCGGGCACCGCCCUGCCCCCUCGGCUCUCCCUGUUCUGCGUCGUGGCGCCCCUGCCUACCGCGGUGAAGAUGCAGGGCGUGUGUCUGAGGGCGAAGCACAGGGUAGACGUCUCGGCCACGCCGGACACGAAAGCAAAAGCUGCCGCAAGUCUCUGUGAACCAGAAUUGCACGGAAAACCCAAUUACUUAGCAGGGAGGAGCAACGGAGAAAAUGGCCUGUCCGUGUUCAGGAUGCCCGCGGACGCCUGCCACUGGGGCCGGCUUGCAACCCGGGCCCCCUGCCUGUGCCUCCGGGGCGGCCACGACCUCCUCCUCCAGCCCGAGGGGGCCGCAGGGGAUGGGCGAGGAGAGGAACUAGGGGGGGUGCCGAGGGGCCCCUCCUGCCCAAGGGAGCGGAGGGACGUCCUUCCGUACAGCUGCCACCUCGAGACACAGGGACCCUCGAAGCACCUGAACUGGACGCCGGGGAGACACGGUCAGGACGGCGGCACCAAGCUGAAGCUGGAGCCCGGCAAGGGCGACCCGUUCCCCGCCGCGCCGGCCCGAGGCGCCUGCCUGCCCUACCCGGGCACACAGGGCACUGUCCACGCCGUCAGAAGUUCGCCUGGCUCUCACCAGCCAAAGCCUCCCCCCGGGGCCUGCGCCGGCCGGACCAGCAGAGCCUUGCGGGAUGGCCCCCAGGGCCAGGCUGCCCCUCCCACCAGCUGCCCCUUCCCUCAGGGGAGCCUGGAGGACGGGCUUCCUCGGCCGGGAGGGCAGCGUCUCCCUGCGGGGUGCUAUCCCACCGAGGACAAGCUUCGAGGCGUCCCAAUGCCCCCGGGAGCCCCGUGUAACCCCGUAUUGUCACUCGAUGUGCCCAUCAAGAUGGAGAGCGAAUCCGGGUCCGAGGAUGCGGCAGACGGCUACUCUGUGUCCCCGAGCCAGGCGUGGCUGGGGGCCAGCGACGUGGCCAAGAGACAGCUGGUCACUUUCCCGACCAGGAUGCACCUGAAGACGGAGCCGGACUCCAGGCACCCCCUCUACAGCCCGCCCCUGGGGCCCGGCCUGCUGGGGGCCCAGCCCAGGCCCGGCAGGGAGCUGGCCCCGUUGCACCCCGCACACUGCGCCUGCCUGGAGCCUCCGCCCCGCCUCUGUGCUGGGGGCCACCAGCCCCCCAGCCUGGGCUGUGACUGCCACGCUCCCGGGCCUGCGCCCGUGGUCAAGCUUGAGCCCCUGGACUCGCCCCCGUGGGCCGCUCACAGCCAGGGCGGGGCGCCCGGGAUACUCCCCAGGAGCACCUUGGCGACACGGAUGCCACCCAGAGACCCCGAGUGCACAUUCCUGCCGUAGAGCAGGCGUCCGUAAAGGCUGACGCCCGUCCCUCGGCCGGCCGGGAUAGCAGUGCAGGGGCAGAGACUUUGCUGAGGGAGGCGCGUGCAAUAGCAGAUCCUGUAUCUCGUCAGACGCCACUGAAGUUCUUAAAUGCAGAGUGGUCUUAGGUCUGCUCAAGUGUGACAGUAUUGCCCUCUAAGGGGACACGGCUUCUCAGAAAAAGGCCGGAGCGAGCUGGGCCGCCUGGUGGGGCAGCACUCGGUGCUCUGAGAGGUGCAGCAAGUGAGGGCAGGCGACUGGCGACCUGGCCCGACCGCAGUGUCCAGCGCCCACCCCCAUUCCCGGCUUCCCCGACGCCGCCUCCGGCGAGUGGACCUCGGGUAGCAGCCUCACCCUGGGGGUCCCACUGCCGAGACAGCAAGUUGGGAAUCAAGCUUAUUGAGCGGCAGGUGACCACUUGCCCGUUCCUGGGAGGAGUCCAGAAGUUCCAGGAGGAAGAGGCUGUCAGCACCGGGCCGGCACUUCACGACCACGACGUGCAGCGUGUGCCUGAGGCGCUGGCGCAGGCUGAGGCCGGCCCGCGGGACGAUUGGCCGCAUCCCACCCUGUUCCUCCUUCCGCGAGCGUCUCUGGUGUGGUCAGGGGGCCCUGAAGGUGGUUCAUGCUCAUCUGCCUCUCACCGCAUCACGCAACCUAGUUUACGGGGUCUGGAUUUGGAAGUCUAGAGAAGUACAAGAUGUAGGGAGAGGAACGAGUUAGUCCAGUUGUCCGGCUGUCUUGCUGACUCUCUACAGGUUUUUAAAUGAGACGCCAAUCAUCAUCCCAGGAGGAACUAUUAGAGACAAGACAGACAGGUAAUGCUUUAUAAAAACGAAAAAAUUGUGGGGACUUCCCUGGCGGUCCAGUGGUUAAGACUCCGUGCUUCAAAUGCAGGGGGCGCAGGUUCGAUCCCUGGUUGGGGAACUGAGAUCCUACAUGCUGUGCGGUGCAGCCAAAAAAAAAAAAGAAAAGAAAAAGAAAAAAUUGUGAACGUAACACAUUCUGAACGCAGGAAAUUAGGAUGCAAAAGAAUAAAUCGGAAAGUGCAGGUCACCUGCAAUCACCAGGGGUGGCUCGGGGCUCAGGGCGAAGUUCACCGCGCCUUCCGGGGUGACCCCACGCCACGGGUGCAGUUAGUGCAGGACACGACACCAGGGGACAAAAUCACCACCGAGCAGGAGGAAGCUGGUGGGAGAUCCCCCUGUGCUGGGGUUGGAGACCCUCCUUACGGAUGUGGUCAUCCGUCCCGGGAGUCUCGGGAGGCGCAGGGGCCCCUUGCAGCCCCGCCACAUUCAGCGGAGGGUCUUUCUGUCCGGCAUCUGUGGCUUUGGGGUGUCAGUGUUCAGCUCCUGAGUUAAUGCUGAAGCUGUCUGCUAAAUGCAUCGUCACCUUGUCAGACUCAGGACUGGGCUGGCGGGACUGGGUCUUCUGGACCCUUAGGCAGCUGCCUGCUUCGUGGAGGGGCUUCCCCUGGGGGGCGUGGGGGGAGCUGAAGGUCCCUCCCUGGACUGACAGAGGUUACCCGUUGGAGCCCAGGCUUGGGAGUCAUCAAUUUGUGGCCUCCUGGGGUCCCCGAGCCCUGCCCAGCAGCCUGUUCAUCUCUGCCCAGCCCCCGGGGGCCUUGCAAAAGUGACAUCGGUGCUGUGCUGUCCCCCCCCUCCCUCACGAGAGUCUCCCCCUCCCCGUCACGAUGGCAGCCCAGCGCCCGUCAGGACCACCUUCUUCCCACCCUCGCUGCCCGCUGGCUCAGCAUCCCUCUCUACUUAGUUCUCACGCUGAGCCCAGCACACCUGACAGAUUUCAUCCCUAAGACAAGGGGUGGAAUUUCGGAAACUUCCUCCUUCCUUUCUAUUCAAGCCAAGUGCCCAGCUCCUCGCGGACAGCCCUGCACCGUCUCUCAAAAGUAACUGUCAGCCUCUCUGGAGCUCCCUCUGUGCAAUGUCACCCUCAGCACAGGGGUGGGUGCUAGGAUGCACCGGGGCACCCCUCAGCGUGACGCCUGCCCUUCCCGUCUCAGGGUACAGCAGACAGGUGCGCUGCAUGCGCGUAACACGUAAGCGGGAAAACCCUGGACCGAAAAGAUGGAAUUGAGAGACACCAUUGCAUGUUUGCACACUGUAGCCAGAUCCCAGUGUAACCAAAGAAGAGCUGCAGGCUGAAGGACAUUCAGCUGUCCCCGCCCAUGAGGGCCACGGUGCCCAAACGUUUCAGAUGCACCCACUCUCCCAGGACCAAGUGCACCAAAUUGGUCACGGUGGGUGGGCGGACAAGUCGUGCGUUGCGAUGCAGAAUUCAGCAUCUGGACAUCAGCGCUGCAGGUCUUGCGUUCUGGAGAGGCCAUCAUGCUUGGGGCCCAGGUCCUGACAUGCUAGGUCGGUGGGAACAAAACGUCCCUCAGUCAGCACCUUUGUUAUUUCCCAGCCAUGCCCCUGCUGAAAAACCGUGUGGGGAAGGUGAGGAUGGAAUAUAGAAGGUCAGAUGUGGCCAUUCCUGCUUUAAAAUGUCAUUACCAGUGCUAAUUACGGGCUUGUAUUUUCUGUUGUCUGUAGCUUUUGUCUAUAUAGCUGAAAAAAUAUUAAAAUCAAAUAUGAUGUAGGAAUGGGGUGGAAGGGAGGAAAUAAACACAAAUUAUAUUUUAUAUUUUUGCAGUUUCUACUGGAUGAAAAAAGUUUUCAAUAUCUAGACUGACUUGUUGAAUUUUUAAAAAUGGAUACACUAUAAUAUAACUUUUUGUACUGUUUUCUCAGUGCCUUUAGAAAGCUUUCAAAUACAUUUCUGAUACUGUGGUUUGUAUUAAAUUUGCAAUAUUGAUGUAAAAUAAAUCAUACAUUAGUACAUGUUUACUGUAAA
This is a messenger RNA of Balaenoptera acutorostrata (minke whale), 7942 nucleotides long. RefSeq names its product aryl hydrocarbon receptor repressor (gene AHRR). The transcript has 13 exons. Gene Ontology annotation, molecular function: protein dimerization activity; transcription cis-regulatory region binding; nuclear receptor activity. Gene Ontology annotation, cellular component: nucleus; aryl hydrocarbon receptor complex; cytoplasm. Lineage: Eukaryota; Metazoa; Chordata; Mammalia; Artiodactyla; Balaenopteridae. Bases 3368 to 5071 code for a protein of 567 amino acids. Gene Ontology annotation, biological process: regulation of transcription by RNA polymerase II. The record is from RefSeq and is a predicted model, not a curated record.